CUGCACACGCCGCUGCACGCGGCGUGCGAGGACGGGGAGGCGAGCACGGCGAGGGCGCUCCUCGUCGCGGGCGCGGCGGUGGACGAACGAGACGAGCGAGGCGCGACGGCGCUCAUGACGGCGGCGCAGUGGGGACACGCGGAAGUGUGUCGAUUAUUGCUCGAGCGAGGGGCGGACGCGAACGGGAAGGACGAACAGGGGGACACGGCGCUGCACGAGGCGGCGCGCGCGAACGCGCUGGACGCGGCGGAGGUUUUGGGGGAGUGGAAGGGGACGAAUUUGGAGGCGAAGAACGCGCACGGAUGCACGGCGCUGCACGUGGCGUCGCACAGUGGACACGGGGCGAUGGUGAAGCUGCUGGUUCGACUCGGGGCGGCGGUGAACGGGGAGAUGCGAGGCGGGUACUCGGCGCUGCACGUGGCGGCGGCGAACGGG
This is a messenger RNA of Ostreococcus lucimarinus CCE9901, 435 nucleotides long. RefSeq lists its product with no specific name. NCBI's taxonomy places the organism in Eukaryota, Viridiplantae, Chlorophyta, Mamiellophyceae, Mamiellales, Bathycoccaceae. The annotation marks the transcript as partial. The record is from RefSeq and is a predicted model, not a curated record. Gene Ontology annotation, molecular function: protein binding. The transcript has a single exon.